CGCGUUGCGGGUUGCAGUUCAUACGAGCCACGAACGAGAACGGGUCGGGCAAAACUUCGUUCUUACGCCAUACAGAAAAAAGUUCUUUUUUUGUGAACAAGAAGCAGUAGAGACAGAAGGAUAGAAACAGAUAGAAUCCUUCAAGUAAACUGUUUCAAAUCGUUUGGCUGUAGGAAAAGAAGAGCUAACAGUUUUUUGGGAAGAUACAAAAACUUGAAUUGGAGUUUUCCGCAGUGAAAAAGUGUGUGUGUGCGCGAGGAGAAAACCGUGUGACAGAAGAACAGAACUACUUACAAAUUUGUCGAGAAAAUUGACUCGCAAUUUCUUUUCAAAACCCAGUGUUCUAGCCGUGCUUGUAGAUAUUUAAUGCUUAUCUAAGAUUCAUCGACACAGUAGAUAUUUUGUAAAGUGCGUAGAAAUUUGAGAAAGAAAAUAGAGGAGAAGUGAGCAGAAAAAGCAAAAAUUUGUUGAAAAAUCGAUUUCGGGAACACUAGGUAGUGUUCGCAAGAAAAAGUGUAUUGCUUUCGGGUAUAGUAAAGCCAAAAUGCGGAAAAGAUAGCAGGUGAAAAAAGUCCUGUGUGUUUUUACGUAGUUUUCGAAAUCGAACCAGUGAUAGAGUGAUUUUUUGUUUGUGUGUGGAUACUGUGACCCACGCCUAAAAACCUUCAUCGAUCAAUAGCGUUAGACCUCGAGUCCAGUUUUUCCUUACCAUCAUCAUCGGAGUACAGAGCAGAGCCCAAUUUGACGAUUUUCCCACAGCGGAAAGAUAGAUGCGUCAUUUUCAACAUGGCGCCCUGUAUAUUACUGUGAUCUGUGGAACGAGAUUCAUGAGCCUCAUACCAUCGUUGAUGUUGCCCACACGAUGAGGGGCUGCCGUCGGGGGGCCGAAUCUCGUUGAAAGUGUAUUUUUUCUCCUUUGUUUUCUCAUAAUCUUGUGAUUUCAUCGCAUUCUUUUGAAUUUUGAAUCGAUUUUUUAAUUUGUUUGGAAAAUAAGGCAGCAUGCUCUUAUACGAGGCGAUAAACUGACAACAUCUGUGUGUACUGUGUUGAGAAGUAAAAAGUUGAAAACUGUAGUGAAUAUAAAAAGUCUAGGUUUACGUAAAAUAGAGAGAUAGCGCGAGAAUCAACAAGCAUCCCAGCAGCAUCCGUUCGAUGUCCGGUAGCUCGCGCUAGAGUCAGCGGGACAAAACGCGGGCGGUCAUGAGAAAUUUUCAAUCAGAACGGAUUGUGUUGAGCUUCAGCUGCGACAGUGUUGCCGCCGCGACCGAAUUCGCUGCGUCUGUGAACUUUGUUUGUGUCACAGGACGGCCCACCGUCCAAACUAGUUCCUGGGGCCCGAGUAAACAUCUGGCCGCACUAGGUGCGUGCCCGCAUCGUGCCCCCUUAACGCGUCAUUGUUAGCAGGCCUUGGAAAUCUGAGGCUCUCAUUGUUGGCCAAAUAGACAAUGACCGAAGACUCCGAUUCGAUAUCUGAGGAAGAACGUAGCUUGUUCCGUCCUUUCACCCGUGAAUCAUUACAAGCCAUUGAAGCACGCAUCGCAGAUGAAGAAGCAAAACAGCGCGAAUUGGAAAAGAAGCGAGCCGAGGGGGAGAAUGGUUUUGGUCGGAAGAAAAAGAAAAAAGAAAUACGCUACGACGACGAAGACGAAGAUGAAGGCCCCCAGCCGGAUUCCACACUCGAGCAGGGAGUGCCACUUCCUGUUCGACUGCAGGGCGGCUUCCCUCCGGAAUUGGCCUCCACGCCUCUCGAGGAUAUUGACACCUUUUACUCGAACCAGAGGACAUUCGUAGUAGUUAGCAAAGGAAAAGACAUUUAUCGUUUCUCCGCAACCAAUGCAUUAUAUGUACUCGAUCCGUUCAAUCCUUUACGCCGUGUUGCUAUUUAUAUUUUAGUGCAUCCACUGUUUUCACUUUUUAUAAUAACCACCAUCCUUGUUAAUUGUAUAUUGAUGAUCAUGCCUGCAUCGCCAACAGUCGAAUCUACCGAGGUGAUAUUCACCGGCAUCUACACGUUCGAAUCAGCUGUAAAAGUGAUGGCGCGAGGUUUCAUAUUACAACCGUUUACUUAUCUUAGAGAUGCAUGGAAUUGGUUGGACUUCGUAGUAAUAGCAUUAGCAUAUGUAACUAUGGGUAUAGAUUUGGGUAAUCUCGCGGCAUUGAGAACAUUCAGGGUACUACGAGCUCUCAAAACAGUGGCCAUCGUUCCAGGUCUCAAGACCAUCGUCGGCGCUGUCAUAGAGUCCGUUAAGAAUCUCAGAGAUGUGAUAAUUUUAACAAUGUUUUCGUUAUCGGUGUUUGCUUUAAUGGGACUUCAGAUCUACAUGGGCGUACUGACGCAGAAGUGCAUCAAGGAGUUUCCGAUGGACGGCUCGUGGGGCAACCUGAGCCACGAGAACUGGGAGCGGCACAAUUCGAACGAGUCCAACUGGUACUGGUCGGACGCCGGCGACACGCCUCUUUGUGGGAAUUCGUCAGGUGCUGGGCAAUGUGAGGACGGAUAUAUAUGUUUACAAGGUUUUGGAGAUAAUCCAAAUUACGGGUAUACAAGUUUUGAUACUUUCGGAUGGGCAUUCUUAUCUGCCUUUCGUCUAAUGACCCAAGACUAUUGGGAGAAUUUAUAUCAACUGGUGUUACGAUCAGCUGGACCGUGGCACAUGCUCUUCUUCAUUGUGAUUAUCUUCUUGGGUUCGUUCUACCUUGUAAAUUUGAUCUUGGCCAUUGUCGCCAUGUCGUACGACGAACUCCAGAAGAAGGCCGAAGAGGAAGAGGCCGCCGAGGAAGAAGCGCUUCGGGAAGCGGAGGAAGCGGCUGCAGCGAAAGCGGCCAAACUCGAAGCCCACGCAGCGGCGGCGGCGGCCGCGGCGAACCCGGAGAUUGCCAAGAGCCCGUCUGACUUUUCCUGCCACAGCUACGAGCUGUUCGUCGGCCAGGAGAAGAGCAACGACGACAACAACAAGGAGAAGAUGUCGAUCCGGAGCGAAGGAUUGGAGUCGGUGAGCGAAAUCACAAGAACAACCGCACCAACAGCUACUGCAGCUGGCACUGCAAAAGCCCGUAAAGUGAGCGCGGCUUCACUUUCAUUACCUGGUUCACCAUUUAAUCUUCGUAGAGGAUCUAGAGGAUCACAUCAGUUUACGAUACGUAACGGUAGAGGACGUUUCGUGGGCGUACCUGGUAGCGAUAGAAAACCACUGGUACUCUCAACAUAUCUCGAUGCACAGGAACACUUGCCAUACGCCGAUGACUCGAACGCGGUUACACCGAUGUCGGAGGAAAAUGGUGCAAUCAUCGUUCCAGUAUACUAUGCUAAUUUAGGUUCGCGACAUUCAUCCUACACAUCGCAUCAAUCUCGCAUCUCGUACACAUCGCACGGCGACCUGCUCGGGGGUAUGACGAAGGAGAGCCGACUGCGGAACCGGUCGGCCCGGAACACCAAUCACUCGAUCGUGCCGCCGCCCAACAUGGCACCGAACAUGUCCUACGCGGAUACGAACCACAAGGGGCAGAGAGACUUUGAUAUGUCACAAGACUGUACAGACGAGGCUGGCAAAAUAAAACACAACGACAAUCCUUUCAUCGAGCCCUCUCAAACACAAACCGUAGUAGAUAUGAAAGACGUAAUGGUGUUGAAUGAUAUCAUCGAGCAAGCUGCUGGUCGGCAUAGUAGAGCUAGUGAUCAUGGAGUCUCUGUUUACUACUUCCCCACAGAGGACGACGACGAGGACGGUCCGACGUUCAAAGAGAAGGCACUUGAGUUCACAAUGAGGAUGAUCGACAUCUUCUGCGUGUGGGACUGCUGCUGGGUGUGGCUAAAGUUUCAGGAAGGCGUGGCAUUCAUCGUGUUCGAUCCGUUCGUCGAGUUGUUUAUCACGCUCUGUAUUGUGGUCAAUACGUUGUUCAUGGCGCUCGACCACCACGACAUGGACCCGAAAAUGGAAGCCUCACUGAAGAGUGGUAAUUAUUUUUUCACGGCGACUUUCGCGAUCGAAGCGACGAUGAAGCUAAUAGCGAUGAGUCCCAAGUACUACUUUCAAGAAGGCUGGAACAUUUUCGAUUUCAUCAUCGUGGCGCUUUCCCUCCUCGAGCUGGGACUGGAAGGUGUUCAGGGAUUGUCAGUAUUACGUUCAUUUCGUUUGCUUCGAGUGUUCAAACUAGCGAAAUCGUGGCCAACGUUGAACUUACUCAUUUCCAUCAUGGGUCGAACGAUGGGUGCGUUAGGUAAUCUGACGUUUGUGCUCUGCAUUAUCAUCUUCAUCUUUGCCGUGAUGGGAAUGCAGCUGUUCGGCAAAAACUAUGUCGACAAUAUGGACCGUUUUCCGGACAAGGAUCUGCCACGGUGGAACUUCACCGAUUUCAUGCAUUCGUUCAUGAUCGUCUUUCGGGUACUGUGCGGAGAGUGGAUCGAGUCCAUGUGGGAUUGCAUGCUGGUGGGCGAUGUGUCCUGCAUUCCGUUCUUCUUGGCCACCGUAGUGAUAGGAAAUCUAGUAGUUCUCAAUCUUUUCUUAGCCUUGCUUUUGUCCAAUUUCGGUUCAUCGAGUCUGUCGGCACCAACGGCCGACAACGAAACGAACAAGAUCGCCGAGGCGUUCAACCGGAUAUCACGGUUCUCCAACUGGAUCAAGCUGAACAUCGCCAACGCACUUAAGUUCGUGAAAAACAAGUUAACAAGCCAGAUUGCUUCCGUGCAGCCUGCAGGUGAGCAGCACAAUCAUCUCAGUUGGAUAUGGAACGAAGGCAAAGGGGUAUGUCCAUGUAUAUCUGCAGAGCAUGGUGAAAAUGAGCUGGAAUUAACUCCAGAUGACAUACUGGCCGACGGGCUGCUGAAAAAAGGCAUCAAGGAGCACAAUCAGCUGGAGGUGGCCAUCGGCGACGGGAUGGAGUUUACGAUACACGGAGACCUCAAAAACAAGGGCAAGAAAAACAAGCAGCUGAUGAACAAUUCCAAGGUGAUAGGCAAUUCUAUUAGUAAUCAUCAAGAUAAUAAAUUAGAGCACGAACUGAAUCAUAGAGGCAUGUCCUUGCAGGACGAUGAUACUGCCAGUAUAAAGUCCUAUGGCAGUCACAAAAAUCGCCCCUUCAAGGACGAAAGCCACAAAGGCAGCGCCGAAACCAUGGAGGGCGAAGAGAAACGUGACGCCAGCAAGGAAGAUCUAGGAAUUGACGAAGAACUAGACGACGAGUGUGAAGGUGAGGAAGGUCCUCUGGACGGUGAACUGAUCAUCCACGCCGACGAGGACGAGGUGAUCGAGGACGCCCCGGCAGAUUGUUGUCCGGACAAUUUCUACAAAAAGUUUCCCGCUCUGGCCGGCGACGACGAUGCGCCGUUCUGGCAGGGCUGGGGCAAUCUGCGGCUCAAGACGUUUCAACUCAUCGAGAACAAGUACUUUGAAACGGCCGUCAUCACGAUGAUUCUGCUCAGCAGUUUGGCUCUGGCCCUGGAGGAUGUGCACCUGCCGCAACGACCGAUCCUGCAAGACGUACUGUACUAUAUGGACAGGAUAUUUACGGUGAUAUUUUUUUUAGAGAUGUUAAUCAAGUGGUUAGCCCUAGGUUUUCGGGUGUACUUUACGAACGCUUGGUGUUGGCUUGAUUUUAUUAUUGUCAUGGUGUCCUUAAUCAACUUCGUUGCUUCACUCUGUGGAGCAGGUGGUAUUCAAGCAUUCAAGACAAUGCGAACUCUCAGAGCACUGAGACCUCUACGUGCCAUGUCCCGAAUGCAGGGAAUGAGGGUCGUCGUCAAUGCAUUGGUACAGGCUAUACCGUCCAUCUUCAACGUGUUAUUGGUUUGUUUGAUAUUCUGGUUGAUUUUCGCCAUUAUGGGUGUGCAGCUGUUUGCUGGCAAGUACUAUAAGUGCGUCGACACUAACAAAACAACGCUUUCGCACGAGAUCAUCCCGGAUAAACCCGCUUGCAUAGCGGAAAACUACACGUGGGAGAAUUCACCGAUGAACUUCGACCACGUGGGGAAGGCGUAUCUGUGUCUGUUUCAGGUGGCUACUUUCAAGGGCUGGAUUCAGAUCAUGAACGAUGCGAUUGACUCGCGGGAGGUCGGAAAGCAACCAAUUCGCGAGACCAAUAUCUACAUGUACCUAUACUUCGUGUUCUUCAUCAUUUUCGGAUCAUUCUUCACCCUCAACCUGUUCAUCGGUGUCAUCAUUGACAACUUUAACGAGCAGAAAAAGAAGGCUGGUGGCUCCCUGGAGAUGUUCAUGACAGAGGACCAGAAAAAGUACUACAAUGCGAUGAAGAAAAUGGGUUCCAAGAAGCCACUGAAAGCCAUUCCACGGCCUAGGUGGAGACCACAAGCAAUAGUAUUCGAGAUAGUUACCAACAAAAAGUUCGACAUGAUUAUCAUGUUGUUCAUCGGCUUCAACAUGCUGACGAUGACGCUCGAUCAUUACAAGCAAACGGAUACGUUCAGCGCGGUGCUGGACUACCUCAACAUGAUCUUCAUCUGCAUCUUCAGCAGCGAGUGUCUGAUGAAGAUAUUUGCCCUGCGCUACCAUUACUUCAUCGAACCGUGGAACCUGUUCGAUUUCGUCGUCGUCAUCCUGUCCAUCUUAGGUCUCGUGCUAAGCGAUCUCAUCGAGAAGUACUUCGUGUCACCGACGUUGCUCCGUGUCGUUCGUGUGGCCAAGGUCGGUCGGGUGCUCCGUCUCGUCAAAGGUGCCAAGGGUAUCCGAACGUUACUGUUCGCUCUGGCUAUGUCUCUGCCGGCGCUGUUUAACAUCUGUCUGCUGCUGUUUUUGGUGAUGUUCAUCUUCGCCAUCUUCGGGAUGUCGUUUUUCAUGCACGUUAAGGACAAGAGCGGCUUGGAUGAUGUGUACAACUUUAAAACGUUCGGACAGAGCAUGAUUCUUCUGUUUCAGAUGUCCACAUCGGCCGGAUGGGAUGGUGUGUUGGACGGAAUCAUUAACGAAGAUGAGUGCUUACCACCGGACAACGACAAGGGCUAUCCGGGAAAUUGCGGGUCAUCGACGAUCGGAAUAACGUAUCUGCUAGCGUAUCUCGUUAUUAGUUUUUUGAUCGUCAUCAACAUGUACAUCGCUGUCAUUCUCGAAAAUUACUCGCAAGCUACGGAGGACGUACAAGAAGGAUUGACGGAUGACGACUACGACAUGUACUACGAAAUCUGGCAGCAGUUCGAUCCGGACGGUACACAGUACGUGCGGUAUGACCAAUUGUCGGAUUUCCUGGACGUGCUCGAGCCACCGUUACAGAUUCACAAACCGAACCGAUACAAGAUCAUCUCGAUGGAUAUCCCGAUUUGUCGAGGCGAUAUGAUGUUCUGCGUGGACAUUCUGGAUGCACUGACAAAAGAUUUCUUCGCCCGGAAAGGCAACCCUAUCGAGGAAACGGCCGAACUGGGUGAAGUACAGACGCGUCCGGAUGAAGUGGGCUAUGAACCCGUAUCAUCCACACUUUGGCGACAGCGGGAGGAGUACUGUGCCAGAGUGAUUCAACACGCAUGGCGGAAGCACAAGGAACGCCAAAGUGGUGGUGCCACCGGGGACGAUACCGAUGCCGACGUUUGUGAUAAUGACGGAGGCGACGGUGGUGGCGGUGAUGGAGGUAGCGUUGGCGGAGGUAUUGGUAGCGGGAAACUUGGUAGUGGUAGUAUAGGUGGUGGUGUUAGCAGUCCUGGCGGUGGUGGAGGAACAACGCCCGGCUCUAGCGGUGGAGGCGGUAGUGGUUCUCAGGCUAACAUAGGAAUAGUAGAGCACAAUCUAUCACCGAAAGAAUCGCCCGAUGGCAAUAAUGAUCCUCAAGGUCGUCAAACGGCCGUCCUAGUAGAAAGUGAUGGAUUUGUAACUAAAAACGGCCAUCGAGUCGUGAUACACUCACGAUCGCCAAGUAUAACUUCACGAUUGGCGGAUGUCUGAGCCAGGCCUCGCCCCCCUCUCUCUGAUUCAGAUUCAGAAGCACGACAGAAAUAAUAUUUAAGAGAACUAGAGUACUAAAAAACAAAACCAACAAAAAAGAAUAUUCAAUAAAGAAAGGGAAAGCCGACUGCCAUAUAAUAAAUUUAAUUAUUUAAAGAAAAAACUUUAAUCGCAUAGAAGAACAAACAAACAGUGAACGAAAUGACUCACAUGUAAAGCGAUCAAAUCCUGAAGCGCAUUAGAAGACUACCAUUGCAAAUUCAUGGGAACUGAAAUCGAACAAAUGGCUGAAGGUUAGCAAAGUGAUCACUGCGGUAUCUAGCGACGCGAACAAGCUCAACUGGGAUUACAAAAACCAAUCCAGCAGAAUAGAAGAGAAGAGAAGAAAAACAAAAACAAUAUAACCGAAAAUCGGAAGGAGAAAAGCACAAUCUAACAGUCCUUUUAGUUGCCGGAAUCGUUUGCCUUUAGGUUACCCGUCUUCUUGUAGAUGCUUUUGUUUUCCUGGUCAAAUAUACCGAUCUUACACACUAGAGGACAAGCACGUAUAUCAGACAACGGUGCUUGGGAUCUUACUAGCAAAGGUAAAAACCAAACACGCCGCCAACAAACGCGCUGAAGACUAUAUCAAACGAAAACGAAACAAAUAAGUGGUAGUGAAAGUGAACGAACAAUAAACAGAAGUAGAAGCAGUGUGGGAUAACGUGAAAAACAGUGAAAUUUAAAGCAGAAUCUGUGUAAAAAUAAACUGUAGAAAUCAAUCCAAACAAUGAGAACAUAAACCAGUGUGAUAUGUAACAUAGUGAAUCAUAUUGAAUGCAAACAAAUCAAUAUCCAUAUACUUUUCUAAAAAAUAAUCGAACAGACUACGGCGAACAAGAUGACAGUGAGCUAUGUGUGGUUGUAAUGUUAACAAAGAGAAACCAUUUCAGUUCCAGCACACAUCUGGCGAACAAGAUCAAUCACAAUUACAACCACAACUGAUGAAAACACCCAACAACCGACUACUCAACAAUGAGCGAAAGAUCUACGUCUUUUUCACCAUUAUUUUUUCGGACCAUACAAGUUGCCUAGAAGUUUCUCGCGGUACUUUGUUUUGUCAUUUCAUUACGUAUUAAGUAUUGAGCAUCCACACUACGAGGGAAACUAUGAGGGCCAACGAGAAAAGCAAGACGAAAACAACUACAAAAUGCAAGAGCUACACACAAAGAAAACAUAAUAUCAAAGAAGAAACAAAGAAAACAAGUAAGAACAAUCAAAUCUAUGUUAAUCCAACAACAGAAAAACAAAUUGGAUUGAGCGGUUGAGUAGAUGAGCGAAUACCAGCGAAAAAGAAAAGUGUCAGCAGCAAACCAAACAGAGAGUAUUCGACAUCAAGAUCAACAGCGUCAGCUACGACACGAGCACAUGUGAAUGAAGUGAGAUUAAAUAAAGAAGUAAAUAUAUUAUAUUGGCUAAAGCAAGAGCAUGUAAGUCAUAUGCAUUUUUAUUUAUUGUUUUUCUACAAAGCAAACAAAAGUGUAAAAAUACAAAAAAAUCAAACCUUUAAAACGGCAUUGCUGCAAUAACGUUAAGGCUUUUUAUAUUAUUAAUAAGAAGAAAAAAAAACAAAAAAUCGCACAGGUUUUGUUCAACUAUUGUAAAAAAUAAUAUAAACAAAAAGAUUUAUAAAACCAAGAAAAAGCGACAAAACAACCAGCUAAAACAAGAAAACAAAUCUUUAAUAUGUUUCUGCGUGCAAUAAAAGACAGUACUGUAAUUAUUAUAUAAUACAUACUAAUUUGUAAAUCAAACGCGAGGGGUUGGGGCGAGCCUUUAUAUUCAAUAAACAACACUAGUCAAGCUUUUCAAAUAUUAUCAUUAAUGAAUAAUAUAAUGAAUUUAAAAAAAAAUAACUACUCGUAAGUAUGUUAAGUAAACAAUUUUUUGAACAUUAACCCACGAAAUGAUGUUCUGCAAAUCAAAAAAAAAAGAAGAAAGCAUGCAUAAAGGCCAGAGAUAGCAAAAACCAAACGCGAUCUAUUUUUUUAACAAAUACACUUCCUCCUACACACACAUUGUCACACCGAACCUCAUCACAGGCGAUGCUAACUUCAAAACUCUCUCACUUACACAAACACGAAAUGAAAGGUAACCAUUCUUCUUUAAUAUUGUUAUUUGUCUUUCCUUCAAAUUGAAUAAGCGAAUAUAAACGGAACAUUUUCCAAGUUCAUUUCUGUUUUUCGGGCGCGUUUCGAGCAGAGCCAAACGAGCGCAUGCAAAGAGCAAACGAAAAAGAAGAAAACACUGGAAAGGGAGUAAGAGUCAACCAUUUCUUUUCCCGACUUUUCCACCAUUCAUUAGCCUAAACUUGCUAAGGUUGCCGUUCGAAGAGUAAAUGUAACUUUCAACACUUGUCCGCUUUGAUUGCCUUCAGUGUUCCAUCAGCGCGCACUCCUCCAUCGCACACGCUAUCAUAAUUACACAUUAAACCCCAGUGUACAUCCUCACAUCCAUGUGCAAAGCAAACCGAACGGUGACAAUUUGCGCUAUCUGUCAAGAUGUGUGCGUGCGCUCGGCUGUCACUCUGCUUCCUGCUUUAUGCGUGAGACAGAGCCAGAAGCUUCUUUGAUGAAAAGGUAAAGAGAAAAUAACGACAAAAAAAAGGCGAAAACAAAAAGCAACCAAAAAAGAAACACUUUUACAUUUUUAGCUAUAUACAUCCUGUAAAAUAAAGAAAAGCAAAAUAGAGAGUGAACAAGCAAGUAAGCAAGCGAUAAAUUGCAAACAUACAACUAGGAAAAGAGGAGCCAUUGGAGAGAUCAAACAAAAAAGAAACGCACGAAAGGGAGGACGGAACAGUAAUGAAAAUAUUUUUUUUAUGAAAAAAGUUUAUCUACGAAGCCGAGUUAAAGGUGUAACAACAAAAAAAAACUAUUUUUAAUUGGUAUAUUUUUUAUCGAUUAUUAAACUACCAUAUUUAGUGACAGAAGCCAAGAGAGUAAGGGCAGAAAGAACAAAUUGAAAAAAAAAAGAUUAUAAGAGGAAGACAUUCAGAGGCAAACGCAAGCAGUGUAAAUUAUUUGCACCAUUUAGUUACUCGAGAAUACGAGAAGAGCGUAAAAAAUGAUAGUAGCAUUUGUGAAUACAUCUCAGAUGAAAGUAGCAAAUCGCAUUUUAGGUUAUUUGGCCAUCAGGAACACUGUAGACGAGUAAGUUUAAUUCAUUCUUGUACAAUGCUUAAGGAACAAGGAACGGUAGAAAAAGCACGCGAUGCGAAAAAUAAAACAAAACAAGAAAGAACACAAAAAAAAAACAAACCAAACCAAAGAUUUAACUAUAAAGAGCGACUAGUUAGAUUAACAAACAAAAAAAAAAACAACAAAGCCAGAUAGAGAAGGUGAUGUGUUGAAUCAGUGAGAGCGAGCUGAAAGUAGCACAUUUUUAUGCAUCGUCGAUAUGAAAUUGUUUCUUGCCAUACAACCGACAUGGGAGUGUAGACAGUGUACGACCACUAAUAAGCGUAGUCACCCUAGCAUGGAAUAGUUAGCGGAACAGAGAAGUAAAGUUUUUGUUUUCUCGUUCAUGUGCAUUAGGAGAACCUAGCGAAAGUACAGAGAGGAACCUCGCUUGAAGCCAUACCGCGUCCCAUACUUCUAAUCGCGCCAUAUGCCACGCCACCAGUAACGUCUUUACAAACCGCCACGCAACGGACGCCACUCAUUUAUCCGUCUAUUUUGCAAAAAAAAAAACACACACACACAAAAACGCUCACACAUACACUCGAUUGCCAGUAUUCACACAUAUGCAUGUGCUUGUUAAAUAUGAAUAUAAAUGCAUUAAGAAAAGCAAAGAAAAUUAAAAUAUACAUUUAUACUAAAAGAUAUUAAAAUAACUAAUGAUGAAAUGCUUAUAAAGUGAACAGAAAAUUAAAAUUGUUGGGAGCGCCGAUCCCCUAUGUCCACAAAGAAACAACAAUUUCAGUGCCUUUUUUCAAGAGUGUAUGAACGGAAACAGUUUAACAAAAAAUAAGCAAAACCAUAGGAAGCAGUAAAUUUGAUUUGCGAUUGUACAAAUAGAUGCAAAACUUAGGCAGAAACGCAACCAGAGCAAGAUACUAGACCGGGAAACGAAACUAAACACGCGCCAAAAGCAGUUCGAAACGGAGAGAGGAACUUCAACAGUGCAAUAGGCUUCGUGAGGGUCGAUCUUGGCUUAUCGCUCACAUUUCAUUGUUUGCGUAGCAUCAAGGUCAAUUGCGACAUAAAGUCCGAUGAUAAAAUUAGGAAAAUAACUCCUUUCCAGAGAGCUUCACUACUUUGGAAGCAAUGGUGCUCUUGAAAGAGUAAUUAGUAAAGCAUAUAUUGCAUUUGUAGUAUGAUUUUAGCUUAGCUUUGUAGAGUACAAGAAACAAAAAAAAAAAAAUCACCGGAAGUAUUUCUCGCGAGUCCUUGGUUGUUUGCUUCCUGCCAAACAGAAUAUAGAAGAGAUGCUAAGAGAAGUUAAUAAAAUUAGAACACAUAUGCUUAGGGCAGCACAGAAGAAUAAAGAAUGUUGGUAUCAUAUGAAGAUAAAAAAAAACUAAACCAAAGCAGGCUUCAAGCGAGGUUCAAACACAUAGGGUAAAUAUGUAUAAACCCCCCCCCCCCCCCGGGGCGUAACGCCCCCGUCCAUUUAUUCAGAAACACACAAAAAAUAAGACAUGAGACUAUUGGGAAUCCGUAGCGGGUCAUAUGACCAACCUUCUGUGCAAGUUUGAUAAUUGUCACUAGCAGCAAAAAAUAAACAAAAAUCAAUUUUGAUUUGAGCUGCUUCAGAUCUAAUUUCUUGCAGCGUUUCCGUAACGUUUUUUCACUAGCGUAUAAAGUUUAUUACCUGGUAUUUGCACUUAUAUAUCUCAAAUGAACCUCUAAUAAGCUGUAUCUAGUGAAGAAACGAUAAAAAUUAGAUAAUUUGCCUAAGUAUUCAAUGCUUUCUGCUACAUUACAGCUCCGGGCGAUAUGCCCCACCGCUAGCCCGGCUGAUUUGUUCAUUGCUUUAGCGUUUGCUUCUGAGACUUCAAGCGCUGUGUCACUUCGCGUGCUGAGCUGCCAUAUGAAGCUACUGCAUGGGGCAUAUUAUACUGCAUCUGGGGCGUUUUGCCCCGGUAGAUUGGAGAGCUUGCAAUUUUGUCAUAUUUUUUAAUAAAAUUAUGGCAUUUUUGUUUAACAGUAAUUACAAAACAAAAUGAUAGCAGUGGAUUACCAACUAAAUAGUGUAUGCAACUGCAGGAAAGAUUUGUUGUUUGUGAUAAACAUAGCUACAAUAUUGACGAUGUUCCUUAGGGGGGGCGUAUUAUACCUGUUUACCCUACAUAAUCAGUGCGAAAAAAGCAAACUUGGCAUAGGAAACUCAAAAGUGAGUCGAACCUAGCGGUUAUCAGGUGGUGGUGCGUUGAGUUGUCCUCGAAGGCCCAAUCCGAUGGAAUUUCGUAUAAUAACCGUUUAAGCAAGUUGGAUUGUUAAUCUGUACCCUCUUAGAUAAUACAGAUAGUUUUGAUUGUUUCCGCUCAGACUAGUGGACUCGCAUGUGAACCGUACACUUCAUUUCGACGAAGUACUCUGAGGGACCCGAAACCUUCAUUGAAAACCAAUAAUCUUUUUGAUCUUGAUCAGUCAAAUCAAGUAAGACACCUCUGAGGGUACCAGCUUAUCACAGAAACAACACGCGUUGAUACUCCCGAAUCAAUAUUUUUUCCUGUUUCCACGAAUAAACUUUGAAAUUGAAAACAAAGCUCUGGUGGGACCACGUUUUGUUCUUGUAAUCUUAAAUUCGGAAACAAGAUUUCUAAAUAACUCAGAACGAAGACACGUAUGUCUCCGUGAAUAUCACUAAGUAACAAUGCGUUUACAUACCAAAAAUCACACUUUUCAAUUCCACUAAACACACCAAAGCCAUAUUCUUCGACUUUUCACUUUUUCACACAGAAAAAUCAACAUUCUGUAAAACUUCACUGUAAAGAUAAACAAUGUGUCAAACUAUUUUCCAUAGCUACUGUAAACAGUCUUAUCAUAGUAAACAUGGCAAGAGCGAAUAUCAUGUAGGAAAACAUCGCAAAAAGUUGCGCCCUACUGUUUUGAAAACAUCGCUCUUGACGUUUACAGAAUCACGUACAAAACGACUAUAGCAGUUAUGUCUUCCGAUCGUAGCAUCAAGUCCAAGCUUUCUGGGUUCAUGCUUGUCUUGAAUAACAUCUUUCCUGAGCAUACAUCUAAAAAUAGAAAUAUUUACGAAAAUCCUUCGUGGCUCCAAGGAACAACCUUCGCACUGCCACAUGACCUAUCUCUACCAAAUCUCACAGCUCGUCCACAACAAAACCAAUAUCUCUAACUAGAGCAGAUUUUGCACACAACCAGAAUACUACUAGAAACACCACCCAGAACCAAUCUUCGAUCUCUAGACUGCUAACCAUCCUUAGUUUUUGAGAAAUGAAAUGACCCAACUACUUUCCGCAACAACAGCAAGAGUUCAAAACAAACAACUAAAAAAGUAUCAGUAGCUAAACCGUCGCACCCCGAACCGACGUCCUGCAGUCAGUGCAAAGAAAGCCUAAAACCGCGACUAUGUACAAACAGUGCAGUGUACAGUUAGCGCCUAAGCUUACGAAUCCAAAUUUAUCUAGGUACAGAGUAAAUUAAUAGUUCAGAGGCAGACCAGUCUAGCAGAUCACAUCACCAGAACACCAUCACAAACACAUAAACACACACAAAAUCACCAGCAGAUUAGGAGAAAAGAAUCUGCCCCAGUCCAUAUCUUAGAUAAAAGAAAAGUUUUUUUUUUCAUCAUUAGUUGAACAAAUUGAGGAGAACACAACUGACCGAAAUCCCAAAACAACUUUCAUACAUAUAGCGACUUCCCCAGCUAUAUUAUGAAGCAAAAGCAACAGUACUGUAGGUCUGUUCAAAACAAAACGAUAUUUAUAGAUGAUUUAUCCCUCACGGAGGUAGUGUAAGAUUAUUAUUCAUAUACUUCAGUACCGACGUAAUAUGAGUUCUAUUUAACAAAAAAAAAAGUAUAGUUCCCGGCAUUCUUGCUGAAGCAUAGACAUACACUCAUCGCCACAAACACAUACACACUAACAUAAAUCAACUGAAACACGCAGACAUGCAUCCAAUCUCUCAGUCGGGAAUGUGUGUUUGCAAGCAACGCGAAACCGAAGAAACUGAAGAAGUAGAGGCGCCAAAUGCUAGAGUGCGCGUGUAAUGUAAGAAAAAAAAAACCGCUAAAUGUGUUAGUUCGCAAGACAUGAAGACAAUGAAACAAUUUGCCUAUCAAACGUUGCAUAAAUAUCAAAUUGUUGUAAAACAUUUUUCUUAAAUCGUUCCAAGUUUUGUUAGCAUAAUUCUCAUUUGUUAAGUUUUCUCUUUGUCAUCAAUAAAGUAAUAUUUGAAAACAAUAUAGCACAAGAUUCAAUAAAAACAAAUCAAACCCAA
This is a messenger RNA of Wyeomyia smithii (pitcher-plant mosquito), 15334 nucleotides long. It is a transcript of the gene para, whose product is annotated as sodium channel protein para. The record is from RefSeq and is a predicted model, not a curated record. The transcript has 37 exons. Lineage: Eukaryota; Metazoa; Arthropoda; Insecta; Diptera; Culicidae. Gene Ontology annotation, cellular component: plasma membrane; voltage-gated sodium channel complex. The coding region runs from base 1446 to 7883 and encodes 2145 amino acids. Gene Ontology annotation, molecular function: voltage-gated sodium channel activity; calcium ion binding. Gene Ontology annotation, biological process: membrane depolarization during action potential; sodium ion transmembrane transport; neuronal action potential.